AUGACGGGUACCGCCCGAGGGUCUCCACGAAGGGAGUGGAGCCCCCCCCCUCCUUUCUUCCCACGCCCGCAGCAGCAGCAGCAGCAGCAGCAACAGCAGCAGCAGCAGCAACAACAGCAGCAGCAACAGCAACGAAACUCGUUGCAGCUGCAGCUGCAACAGAUACAGCAGCAGCAGAAACUGCAACUACAGCAGCUGCAACAGCAGCAGCUGCUGCAGCAACAGCAACAAUUACAGCUACAGCAACAGCAGCAGCUACAGCAUCAGCAGCAGCAGAAUCUGCAGGAGCAUCAAGGAAACAAUGCUGGGGCGCCAGGCUUGGUGGAGGCUGCUACUGCAGCAGCAGCACCCGCAGCAGCAGCAACAACAACAACGGAUGCGUCAGCAACAGCAGCAGCAGUAGUCCCAGCUGCAGCAGCAACAGCAGCAGCAGCAGCAGCAGAAGAGGAGGAGGUUUGGCCGCCCCCUCCCUUGCUGGAUUAUUCACCCCCGAAGUAUUGUCUUUGCUGCGCAAUUGUUGCACAGAGGGAGGGCAGCAGCAGCAGCAGCAGCAGCAGCAGCAGCAACAGCAGCAGCAGCAGCUGCGACGCACUGGCUCCCAGCAGCAGCAGCAGCACUUCGUGGACAGCGCCGUUCUUAGAGUCUUUUCUGCAGCAAUUGAGGCGAAGAGAGCUCAGAGGCAGCCACAUGGCAGCUAAAAGAACUGCUGAGACUUUAAAGCGGGUUGUUGAUGCAUACCCCUGGAAAACAACGCAGGAGUUGGUUGACAUUGUGCGAGAUAUUGGGCGGCGUUUGAUUUGUGCUGCUCCUCUUGAUCUGUUGGUUGCAAACAUCGUUAGGCGGGUGUUAUGCAUCUUUCGAACGGAGCAUUACAAGCAUCAAGACGCGCACCGUCAGGUGCCUCGUCCGUUGGAUUGUUUGAAGCAGCAGCAGCAGCAGCAGCAGCAGCAGCAGCGACAGCAGCGGCAGCAGCAGCACCAGCAGCAGCAGCGAGCUAAGUGGGUCUCACAAAGAGCAGCACCUUCUAUGGCGAGCUACUUUGAUCCGUUUGCUGCAGCAGAUGCGCGCGACUUUCUGCUGCCAGUGCCUCCUACUGUUAAGCAGUCAAUCUUUGAGAGUAUGUCGGAGUUGGUAGCCGAGAUCGAUAGCCUCUGGGAAGACGGUGAAGAAAUUCGCAUGAGUUGUUUUCAUGACGGAGACUGCAUACUGACAUACGGCUACUCGCUUGCUGUUGAGAGGCUCCUUAUCGCUGUGCAUGAGAAGAAUCUGAAGCUGCAACAAGCAGGACGACGCGGGGUCGGAGCUAGCUGGGUUCAUUUGAAUAUCAGCACUGUUGCUGUGCUAUCUUCUGGGGGCGUCGUCACCAUGGUGCCGGACGGACUGGCGAUGGGCAACGUCAGCAUCAGGAUCCCUAUGUUUGACUAUGUGCCGCGCUCGCUGGUCUCUGUCUUCAUAACUGAUGUGGGAGCAGUCGAUCCCAGCUAUCUCUUUACUCUUUCGAGGCAGCGCUACCACGUCGACGACAUCGCACUCAGCAUCGUUGACUAG
Messenger RNA from Eimeria acervulina, 1548 nucleotides. Its product is annotated as eukaryotic translation initiation factor 2b, putative. The coding region runs from base 1 to 1548 and encodes 515 amino acids. The transcript is spliced from 9 exons. Gene Ontology annotation, biological process: translational initiation. Lineage: Eukaryota; Apicomplexa; Conoidasida; Eucoccidiorida; Eimeriidae. Gene Ontology annotation, cellular component: eukaryotic translation initiation factor 2B complex. The record is from RefSeq and is a predicted model, not a curated record. Gene Ontology annotation, molecular function: translation initiation factor activity; guanyl-nucleotide exchange factor activity.